Laccaria bicolor S238N-H82 is the source of this 1263-nucleotide messenger RNA. RefSeq lists its product as uncharacterized. The transcript is spliced from 5 exons. Bases 1 to 1263 code for a protein of 420 amino acids. Lineage: Eukaryota; Fungi; Basidiomycota; Agaricomycetes; Agaricales; Hydnangiaceae. The record is from RefSeq and is a predicted model, not a curated record.
AUGGACGACGCAACUCCAGAGACUAUCUACGAUCCAGCUAGUCAAGAUACGCAGCAUUCUAAUCAACCAGAGACCUUCCAACCUCCAAAACGGGUUCAGCGGCCCAAAACUUACGUGGAAGGUAUCUCGCUUUACUUCAAGCUCAUGUACAAACGGCGAAACAUGGUCAAAAUGCCAGCCUUCUCGACGGAAUCUUUCCCACUCUUUCUGCACAGCGUGCUUGCCUGUCUCUUUUACAUCAUCACAUUCAGGAGAUCUGCUUGGUACCGCUUGUCCGCGGAGUUUCUACAACAACGCGUUGAGACGACUUUUCCUCUUCUGAAAGCAGCGGUUCAGUCUAUAGCUCAGUCUGGGGGAGACUUUUCGGCGCAAUUAAUGAAGGAUCAAUUCUCGCAGCUGGGAACGCGCUCAAGUCAAGAAUACUACGUCGAUGAAUGGAACGCCAUCGAACUUACGUCUCUGGAUGAACAUUGGACCCACUGCCUUCCUCAAUUCAAGACUACAGGUCUGUGGUAUGCUCUGAGUAUCGCGGGUGUUAUACUUGUGAUAGCUUCUCUAUUUCGUUUUCUUUAUCCCACCUACCGGGGCUUCGAGUGGGUAAACGCGUUAAGUCCUCGACCGAGCGUUGGCAUAUGGUGGGAAAUUGAGUUGAUGGUGAUGCCUUCGGUGUGGCAUGCAAGAUCCGUAUCAGAAAGUCGUGUAUGGUUCCUUUUGGCGGGGUUCUUUUACAUCUUUGGGAUGUCGCAUGCAUCCUACAUCCUGCUCACCUCGGACCGGCACCGCUUGGCUGCCGAAAAAUCCUGGGAGACGCGUAUUGAUGAUUCUUUGAUUUUGGAACAAAAUGCGUGUGAAAAAGAUGAAGCAUUCGAAAUCGACGAUGAUAAUUUGAUGAUAAUGAAGAAGCUCGAAGGAAAAAACGAAGAACCUGGACUCCCAAUCGCCUUUGCCACCUUAUGCUUCAAGUUUCAUACACCCGGACAAGUCACAACUUCGGCAGCCAACGAACAGACAAUGAAUGCGCUUGCUGAGGACGGGGAAGGCGUCAACUUGAAGGAGGAAUUCCACCUAUUGGCGGGAUUGUGCAAUGGAAGCCGCAUGUCAACCCCGUGUGUCAUAUUCACCUCGGACCAUCUUGUCCCCAAUUUUACUGAUCGACCAGGACACACCGAGGGCAAGACAGCAUCGGAGCUUAUGGAAAACGUGUCUAUAGCUAUCCGGCUCUCGAACAAUAUGCAUCCUGCGGGUCAAGGCAUUCGAAGCUGA